Molecule: messenger RNA, 3956 nt
Organism: Trifolium pratense (red clover)
Lineage: Eukaryota; Viridiplantae; Streptophyta; Magnoliopsida; Fabales; Fabaceae
Product: probable leucine-rich repeat receptor-like serine/threonine-protein kinase At3g14840
Exons: 24
Coding region: 495-3485 (996 amino acids)
Biological process (GO): protein phosphorylation
Molecular function (GO): protein kinase activity; protein binding; ATP binding
Source: RefSeq, a predicted model, not a curated record
ACAACUGUCAUGACCAAUUGGUUAGAAUUUUAGUGUAAUAAUGCAUGUACAUGUUCUACAUACAUAUCUAUCAGUAUAUAAUGUCAUAAGCCUUUGUUUCCAAUAUAUUUUUAAUUGGCCAAUAUUUGUCUUUUCUUCAACUAGCUACAUACAUUAAACAGUGACCUCUAUCCAGUAUUACUAAUUUAUAUAUACUCAGUAGUUAGUACAAAAAUACACAAAUGGGCAAUAUUUCAACAGUUGACUUUGUAUUAAUCAAAUUCAUAACACAUUUUGUGUUAUAUUAAUGUAUACUAUACUAUUCAUUCUAUUUUCUAUAAAACUGACCUCUAUCUGUCUUUUAGGUUUCAUUUAAUUUCUCAUCACCAAACAAAGUUUUGUCUUAGUACAAUUUCACUUUUUCAUAUGCAUAUAUCUUUAUGAUAUAACUCUAGCUAGCUGUUGCUUUCUACCACUGAAUUUGAAGCUUUGUUUUAGUCAUCUUAUCAACAAGCAUGAAUAUAAAUUUUCAUGGUUUCUUCUUCCUCCUCCUUUCAAUCUUUUUAUUUUCCACCUUAGCUUUUGGAGCCACUCUGUCCAAAGAUGAAGUGGAAGCUCUUAAAGAUAUAGCUAAGACACUUGGGAAGAAAAAUUGGGAUUUCAGUGUAGAUCCAUGUAGUGGAGAAAGGAAUUGGACAUCUGCUGAAGAGAAAGGAAGUGAAAAUGCUGUCACAUGCGAUUGUACCUAUGUCAAUGCUACUGUUUGUCAUGUGACUCACAUAAUUUUGAAACAACAAAAUCUCCCGGGCACUCUCCCACAGGAAUUGGUCAGGCUACCUUAUCUUCAAGAAUUUGAUGUUACCCGCAAUUACCUGAACGGUACAAUUCCUAAAGAAUGGGGCUCCAUGAAUAAUCUUCUUAACAUCUCCCUCCUUGGAAAUCGAUUAACUGGAUCAAUACCAAUAGCAUUAACAAACAUAUCAACUCUCCAAAGUUUGGGAUUGGAGUCCAAUCAAUUUUCUGGACGUCUUCCUCCUGAGCUUGGGAAUCUAAACCAAAUUCAAAGACUGUUAAUUUCUUCCAACAAUUUCACUGGAGAACUACCUGCUACAUUGGCCAAACUCACCACAUUACAAGAUAUUCGAAUUGGAGACAAUCAAUUCUCUGGGAAGAUACCUGAUUUUAUUCAAAACUGGACAAAUCUCACAAAAUUAGUUAUUCAAGGGAGUGGAUUAAGUGGGCCAAUUCCUUCUGGAAUUUCAGUUUUGAAAAAAUUGACUGACUUGAGAAUCAGUGAUUUAAGUGGAUCUGAACAAUCUUUUCCUCAACUUAGUGAUAUGAAAUUGAAAUAUCUGAUUCUAAGGAAUUGCAACAUCAAUGGAACACUGCCUGAGUAUCUUGGGGCAAUGACUAGUCUAAAAAACUUAGAUCUCAGCUUUAACAAGUUGAGUGGACCAAUUCCAAAUGACUAUGAUACUCUAAGAAAAGUGGAUUAUUUUUAUUUAACUGGAAACCUUCUCACUGGACAAGUUCCUUCAUGGGCACAAAAAGCUGAUAGCUUAGAUAUUUCAUACAAUAACUUCACUCUAAGCCAAGGGAGUCAAUGUCAAGAUGGACAUCUGAACUUGUUUUCUACCUCAUCGACCCGGAAUGACUCAGGAAUAGCUUCAUGUUUGACAAGCUUUGAGUGUCCUAAAACUUCAUCAUAUGCUCUUCAUAUAAACUGUGGUGGAGGGUCGGUAACAGUCAAUGGAAGCACAUAUGACGAUGAUAUGGAUACAGCAGGACCAGCUAGCUUCCACCAGAGUGGGGGUAAAACUUGGGCAUUUAGCACCACCGGUAACUUCAUGGAUAUCGACGGCGCUGACUCUUACAUCGUGUCAGAUAAAUCUAUGCUUUCUGCGGCUAAUUCUGAACUAUUCAAGAAUGCACGAGUUUCUCCUACAUCUUUGACUUAUUAUGGAUUUUGCAUGGGAAAUGGAAACUACACAGUAAAUCUACAUUUUUCAGAAAUCAUUUUCACUGAUGAUCAGACAUAUAACAGCCUAGGAAGGCGUAUAUUCGAUAUCUAUAUUCAGGGAGAGUUAGUACAAAAGGACUUCAAUAUUGCAAAUGAAGCCGGAAGAAUUGGCAAGGCAAUCACGAAACCAUUCACUGCUGUUGUGAGUCAUAAUACCUUGGAGAUUCGCUUAUAUUGGGCCGGGAAAGGGACAACUAGUAUACCAUCUAGAGGAGUAUAUGGUCCUCUUAUAUCAGCAAUAACUGUUGAACCAGAUUUUACCCCUCCUUCCGAAAGUGGAAGUAGCAGCAUAUCUGCAGGAGCUGUGGUUGGAAUUGUGGCUGCAGUAGCCAUUGUUAUCAUCCUAUUGUUUGUUAUUCUUCGGCGAAAAGGCUAUUUUGGAAAGAAAAGCUCUUUAGAAAGAGAGGUAAAGGGUUUAGACCUACAAAUGAGUUUAUUUAAUGUAAGACAAAUCAAAGGAGCAACAAAUAACUUUGACAUUGCCAAUAAGAUUGGAGAAGGAGGAUUUGGUCCAGUAUACAAGGGGCGUCUAUCAGAUGGUACAUUGGUAGCAGUCAAGCAACUUUCUGCUAAAUCAAAGCAAGGGAAUCGCGAAUUUUUAAAUGAAAUCGGCAUGAUUUCAGCGUUGAACCACCCUCAUCUUGUUAAACUCUAUGGAUGUUGUGUGGAAGGAGAUCAGUUAAUGUUAAUCUAUGAAUAUUUGGAAAAUAAUAGUCUUGCUCGCGCUUUAUUUGGGGCUGCAGAACACCAAAUAAAAUUGGAUUGGCCAACAAGAUACAAGAUUUGUGUUGGUAUUGCUAGAGGUUUAGCAUAUCUCCAUGAAGAAUCAAGAUUGAAGGUUGUUCAUAGAGACAUCAAGGCAACUAAUGUGUUGCUUGAUAAAGAUCUCAAUCCGAAGAUAUCUGAUUUUGGUUUGGCCAAACUCGAUGAAGAGGAGAACACUCACAUUAGCACUCGAAUUGCCGGGACAUAUGGAUAUAUGGCUCCAGAAUAUGCUAUGCAUGGUUAUUUGACCGACAAAGCAGAUGUCUAUAGUUUUGGAAUCGUCGCCUUGGAAAUCUUACAUGGUAGUAACAAUACCACUCUUCGACAAAAAGGAUCAGAAGCAUUCCAUCUUCUUGAUUGGGCACAUGUCUUGAAAGAGGAAAAUAAUCUAUUAGAGCUAGUUGAUAAAAGAUUGGGAUCAAAUUUCAACAAAGAAGAAGCAAUGGUAAUGAUAAAUGUAGCACUAUUAUGCACUAAUGUAACUUCAGCCCUUAGGCCAGCAAUGUCUUCAGUGGUAAGCAUGUUAGAAGGUAAAAUUGCUAUUAAAGAACUGAUUUUAGAGUCAAGUGAAGUGUUGGAUGAGAAAAAAAUGGAAGCAAUGAGACAAUAUUAUAAAGACCAUAGUAUAUCAAUGGAAGAAGGACCAUGGACUGCUACAUCUUCUUCAGUAGCUACUGAUCUUUAUCCUGUAGAUUCUUCUUACUUGGAGAAAAGAGUUUAGAGAUUGUGGAAAUAAAUUAUCUUUGUUUUUAUCAAUUAUAUCUUGCCAUGAGUUGGUUUGUACAUUUUUUUUUUCUUUCUUUAUCCUUAUAAAUUAAUUGUAAUACAACUAUGAUUUUUUUGCUCUUAGAGUGUAAUAAAUUUUCUAUUCAAAAUUUGGAGUAACUUGUUCUAAUCUUUUGGUGUUCUUGUAACUCCUAACCCCUUGUAUUGGCCUGGUGAAAAGAGUUUGAGAUUUAAAGUGUGCUCCUUGUUAUGCUCCUUGUUAUAAGGUUUCAGGUCAUGAUCUUUUUAGUUUUAUUUUUUAUGUUAAGUCAGUUCAUACAUAGUAAAACUGUGGUUUCAAUUGGAUCUCCAUUAGUAGACGAUAGGAUUGUGUUGAGAUUGAACAACAUAUAAGUAAGAAGUCCAUAAAUUCAAUGUCUUAGGGUUUUGGAUGAAACUGUGGUGUCCAAUGUAUUGAUUUAAUCCA